Pelmatolapia mariae (spotted tilapia) is the source of this 6733-nucleotide messenger RNA. It is a transcript of the gene col14a1a, whose product is annotated as collagen, type XIV, alpha 1a. Gene Ontology annotation, molecular function: protein binding. The record is from RefSeq and is a predicted model, not a curated record. Gene Ontology annotation, cellular component: interstitial matrix. The transcript has 48 exons. Lineage: Eukaryota; Metazoa; Chordata; Actinopteri; Cichliformes; Cichlidae. The coding region runs from base 240 to 5582 and encodes 1780 amino acids.
AUAGCCGGAGGGAGGGAUGGCUGAAUAACGAGGAGAGAAACACCCACUCCGGACUGAACGAAUUGUAUCCGGAGAGAAGGAGUGAGAGAAAGGAAGAGGGGAAGAAAGAGUGAGAAGAAAGAGGAACCCUUUGGGAGGCAGAAGCAGGAGCGGUCUUUGGUAUUCACGGGAUUUCCUUUGGGGGAUAAAAGGACGCCUUGAAUUGAUGACUGGAGAGGUCUAGACUGCUGGUUUUGAGGAUGUUGUCAAUGGGGCAGAUCAGUUGGUGUUUGUGGGCUCCACUGGUGUUACUGGUCCUUGUUUCCUAUUACCCCAGUAAGGCACAGGGUCAAGUUCCAGCUCCGAGGAAGCUGCGUUUCAAAGUGCUGAGCUCAAGUAAACUCCUGGUUUCAUGGAAGGAGCCCAAAGGAGACUUUGACAGCUAUCUGUUUUUCUACAAAAGUACCCCAGGUGGUCAGCAGAGGGAGAUCAUAGUAUCUAAAUCAGACACCAGCGUGUUAAUAACAGACUACAGUCCUUCUAAAGUCUACACUUUCAGUGUUAUCGCAGUCAGCGGCAACAAGCAGAGCAGACCACUUCAGGGCAGAUUUAAAGGUGAAAGAAAUGAGAGUGACAAGACUGAGUCCCAGAGGUUCACCGAUUCAGCUGCUCCUCCGAGGAACGCCAAUGAGAUCUCUGGAGUUGACCAGUUUGUGUGUCACACUGAGGCUAUUGCGGAUAUUGUGAUCCUGGUGGACGGCUCCUGGAGUAUUGGCCGACUAAACUUCAGGCUGGUCCGUAUGUUCUUGGAAAACCUGGUCAAUGCCUUUGAUGUUGGCAUUGAUAAAACAAGGAUAGGUCUCGCACAGUACAGUGGUGAUCCCAGGAUUGAGUGGCAUUUAAAUGCUUUCUCAACUAAAGAUGCAGUCGUUGAUGCUGUCAGGAACCUGCCAUACAAAGGAGGAAACACCCUCACAGGUCUUGCAUUGACUUUUAUCUUGGAGAACUGUUUCAAGCCUGAAUCUGGUGCAAGGCCUGGAAUACCCAAGAUUGGGAUCCUGAUCACCGAUGGAAAGUCCCAAGAUGAUGUUAUACCACCAGCAGAGGAACUGAGAAAUGCUGGUGUUGAACUGUUUGCUAUUGGUGUAAAGAAUGCCGACGAGAAUGAGCUGCGCUCCAUCGCAUCACAACCGGAGAGCAAUCAUGUCUACAAUGUGGCUGACUUUAACGUCAUGAGCUCUAUUGUAGGGGGGCUAACAAAAACAGUGUGCAAACAGGUGGAGCAGCAGGACAAAGACAUCAAGCAGAAACAUAUACCAGAGACAACGGGAAUGCCGCUUGACCUAGUGACAUCAGACGUCACGGCCCAAAGCUUUCGGGUUUCAUGGAGCCAUUCCCCCGGAAAUGUAGAGAAAUACAGAGUUGUUUAUUAUCCCACUCAGGGAGGAGACCCAGGAGAUCCACAGGAGGCUGUAGUGGUCGGGAGUGAGUCUUCAGUGGUGUUACAGCAUCUUAGCGCCCUCACUGAAUACCAACUGGCUGUGUUUGCUGUGUAUGCAAACAAGGCGAGUGAAGCUCUGAGAGGAUCAGAAACAACGCUGGCUCUUCCCACAGUCACCGGCCUCCAGCUGUUUGAUGUGAGUCACAACACCAUGAAAAUAAGAUGGAACAGUGUGGAUGGAGUCUCUGGCUACAUGCUGCUUUAUGCACCUCUGACAGAUGACUUGGAUGAGAAAGAGAUAAGGGUGUCAGAUGCAGUGACGGAGCUGGAGCUGGAUGGGUUGAUCCCUAACACAGAAUACACUGUCACUGUUUAUGCCAUGUUCGGCGAGGAGGCCAGUGAACCUGUUACAAACCAGGAAACCACAUUACCACUGAGUCCUCCCAGCAACCUCCAGUUUUCUGACAUUACCCACAACUCGGCCCACAUCAGCUGGGACCCCGCGCCUAGUGGAGUUAAUGGUUACCGCAUCAUGUGGGACAAGACAGACGGACUAGUCACAGACGAGGUGGAGGUUGGUUCAGUGAGUUCUUAUGACCUCGGUGAGCUGACAUCUCUGACGGAGUACUCAGUGGCAAUUUUUGCCCUGUACAACGAGGGCGAAUCAGAACCGCUCACCGAUGCGUUCACCACCACUCCAGUUCCUGGUCCUCUGAAUCUACGCUCCAGUGAGGUCAGCAUGGACAGCUUUAAGGUCAGCUGGGAUCACUCAGCCAGUGACAUAAUUCUCUACAGACUCUCCUGGACACCAUUCGAUGGUGGCGACACAAAAGAGGUGGUCUUGAGUGGAAGUGAUAACAGAUACACACUGACCGGCCUCAGUCCCUCCACUGAGUAUGAAGUUAUGCUGACGGCCAUAUUCAAAGACAAUUCUGAGAGCGACACAGUCUUUGUCACUCAAACCACAUUGCCCACACAGACAACAACAACUUCUACCAAAACCACAGCGGCACGUCAGGCUGUGAGAAACCUUCAACUGAGUGACGAGACCACCCAGAGCUUAGAGGCUUCGUGGGAGCUGGAAGACCCCAACGUGGAGAGCUACAGGGUCGCCUACACAAGCCUCAGCGGAGAUCACAAGGACUCUAUGUCAGUUUCUGGAGGUGAGAGGGGAGCAGUGCUCGAGCCUUUACAAUCAGACACCAGCUACAAAGUGACAGUCACUCCGGUGUACAGCGAUGGACAAGAUGGCCUCGGUACAUCUGCCAUGGGUUCCACAUUGCCGCUCUUGCCUCCUGAAAAUCUGCGCGUGUCAGAGGAGUGGUUCAAUCGCCUCAGGGUCUCGUGGGAUCCACCUCGGUCUCCUGUUGAGGGUUACAAGAUAGUCUACCAGCCCCUCUAUGUUCACGGUCCAGUAUUGGAGACAACAGUGGAUGAAGAUGUGAACUCCAUGCUUAUUGUCAAUCUACAAAGUGGGACAGAGUACAGUGUCCGAGUCAAGGCUUCCUACCCUGCAGGAGAAAGUGAGCCACAGCUAAUAAAUGCCAAGACAUUAUUCCUUGGUGUGUCUGGCUUGUCAGCCUACCAGGUGCGACCCAACAGCAUGUGUGUUCAGUGGCAGCCUCUUCUACAUGCUACAAUAUACAGAAUCUCUAUACAGUCCACACUCAAUGGUCAGAGACAGGAAGUGAGGCUGGGAGGUGGAGUUUCCCGACACUGCUUUUACGACCUCACUCCUAGUAGCCAAUACCAGAUCAGCAUUCAUGCGCAAAUACAAGAAACGGAGGGACCCUCUGUCUCCAUCACUGACAUGACACUUCCAGCACCCACUCAGCCGCCAACUGAACCACCCACUACGGAGCCCCCACCCACAAUCCCACCAGCCAAAGAGGUAUGUAAGGAGGCCAAGGCUGACCUGGCGUUCCUGGUCGACGGCUCCUGGUCCAUCGGAGACGACAACUUCAUGAAGAUUACACGUUUCCUCUACAGCACCAUGGGAUCGCUGGAUCUGAUUGGACAAGAUGGCACCCAGGUGGCCGUUGCUCAGUUCAGCGACGAUGCUCGGACCGAAUUCCAGCUGAGUUCUCAUAGCAACAAAGAAGCACUGCUGGAGGCUAUUCAGAGAAUCAGCUAUAAAGGAGGAAACACUAAGACAGGUAGAGCCAUCAAACAUGUGAAGGAGUCUAUUUUCACCUCAGAGGCGGGAGCCAGAAGGGGCGUUCCCAAAGUCCUGGUCGUUCUGACCGAUGGACGUUCACAAGACGAUGUCAACAAAGUGUCCAAGGAGAUGCAGGUGGAGGGCUACAUCAUCUUCGCAAUUGGUUUUGCGGACGCAGACUACGGCGAGCUGGUGAAUAUCGCCAGCAAACCCAGUGACAGACACGUCUUUUUUGUGGACGAUUUGGACGCUGUGAAGAAAAUAGAAGAGCAGCUCAUUACCUUUGUCUGUGAGGCUGCCACUGCCACUUGUCCGUCUGUUUUGAUGAGCGGUAACACGUUGGCAGGUUUCCGUAUGAUGGAGAAGUUUGGCCUGGUAGAGAAGGAGUAUAGCACCAUACCUGGAGUUUCUCUGGAGCCGGGUUCAUUCAACAGCUUCCCUUGCUACAGGUUGCACCGUGACGCCCUGGUGUCUCAGCCCACCAAGUAUCUUCACCCUGAGGGUUUACCAUCUGACUAUACUAUUUCUAUGAUGCUCCGCCUACUUCCCGAGACCCCACAGGAACCUUUUGCGUUGUGGGAAAUCCUCAACAAGGACAACGACCCGUUAGUUGGACUGAUUCUUGACAACUCUGGAAAGACACUGACGUUCUUUAACCAUGACUACAAAGGAGACUUCCAGACUGCUACCUUUGAAGAGGCAGCAAUCAAAAAAAUUUUCCAUGGCAGCUUCCACAAGCUCCAUGUAACCAUCAGCAAGAUGUAUGUGAAGGUGGUACUGGAUUGCUCAGUGGUUGGGGAGAAAUACAUUAAUGCAGCUGGUAACAUCACCACCGAUGGAAUGGAGGUCCUCGGAAGGACGGUUCGAUCCAGAGGUAGACAAGACAGUUCUGCUCCGUUCCAGCUCCAGAUGUUUGACAUUAUCUGCAGUACUUCCUGGGCCAGCAGAGAUAAGUGUUGUGAGCUGCCAGCAUUGAGAGUUGAAGAGCAGUGCCCUCCCAUGCCUCAUGCCUGUACCUGCUCUCAGGACAGUAAAGGACCUCCAGGACCAUCUGGGCCACCUGGUGGUCCAGGCACACGAGGAGCCAGAGGAGACAGAGGCGAGCCAGGAGUGACGGGACCUCAAGGGCCCGUAGGAGAAGUUGGCCCUUCUGGACUCCCAGGGCAACCUGGUCCUCAAGGACCCAGUGGACUCUCCAUUCAGGGGCCUCCGGGAGCUCCUGGGGAGAAAGGAGAGAGAGGAGAGAUCGGCCCUUCCGGACCAAUGGGAGUUCCCGGAAGUCCUGGCUCACCUGGUAGAGACGGUCCCCCAGGAUCAAGGGGUCUGCCAGGUAAUACUGGACCACAGGGACAACGAGGACCCCCAGGACCAGUUGGAGCACCAGGAGCACCAGGAGCUCCAGGACCAGGUGGGCCAACAGGGCCACAAGGGGAUCAAGGAGUUCCUGGUCCUGCUGGUACCAAAGGCGAUAAAGGAGAAAGAGGUGAUGUGCAGUCCCAGGCGGCUGUGCGAGCUAUUGCACGUCAAGUGUGUGAACAGCUCAUCCAGAGCCACUUGUCGCGUUACAACUCCAUCCUGAACCAGAUCCCCAUGCAGCCAGCGGUGUCAGUCCGAACAGUGCCUGGACCACCGGGAGAGCCGGGUAGGAGAGGCCCCCCGGGUCCUCAGGGAGAGCAAGGUCCACCCGGGAGGCCAGGCUUUCCCGGUACUAACGGCCAGAACGGGCAACCAGGCGAGAGGGGUCUGCCGGGAGAGAAGGGAGAAAGGGGGACUCCAGGGGUUGGGACUCAGGGGCCUCGAGGACCACCCGGACCUUCUGGUUUGCCAGGUGAAGGACGGACAGGUAGCCAGGGCCCACCUGGUCGACCUGGUAACCCAGGGACACCGGGGAGGCCCGGGAAUCCAGGUACCACAGGACCAGCUGGCCAGCCUGGAUACUGUGAUGCAAACUCCUGUUUGGGAUACAACGUGGGAGUUCAACAGGACUAUAGGAAUGACUACUGAGGAGCAUUCUUGAACCAAGCUCCUCUCCUCCACCUGUGCUCACCUCCUCCUGCGUCCUCUUUUAAAAAGAAAAGACUAGAAACUGAAGAAAUGUGAUAACUCCUGUUAUUCCCUAAAGGCUGCCAUAUUUCCUGGGAUGGAUAAGUCCUGACACUUUUGAAACUGUAGUCCCUGCAGCAGCGAUUAUCACAUUUUUCUUCUCUGGAGACCUUUUGUUUUGUUUUUUUUAGCUAUUUCUAAGAUUUUUGUUCUUUGGGGUUUUUUUAAAGGCACAUCAGUUUAAAAGCAAGGUGGUUUUCUCAUUUUACAAAUUGUUACGCCGUCGUUUGGUGCAAGUUUUUAGACAAACACACCAGAUUUUCAGACUUCAUGCACCCGUGAGUAAAAUUUCUUGAUAAGAACUGCUUCAUUAAACUAGUUAUUUUCCCGUGUCGAAGGAAAAAUACGAGCAACGUGACUCACUUUUCCACAAAAAAACUGCCACCGCUCGUCGUCAACAGGGCCACCUGUCGACAGAUACUCGUGUAUGCAAAGCUUUGCUGCUUCACCCUGCUUUAAACUCAGAUCUCAUAAAAGCUAAUCUCAUCUUUCAAAAGCCAGACAAAUCAGCUAAGUAGUGAUGGAUUGCUUUGAUGCUGAAUGGCUGCUUUCAUUACUGAACAUCCCAGCUAUCAGUGCAUCUCAGUUUCUGCAAGAUGGGCAGAAAAUUUCAGUUUUUACACUUGAUAUAAUGUGAUCAUUUUCAUUCCUGGAAAAAUAAUCAAAUCUGGGUGAUACUGGGGCAGAGAUUAGAUCCGUCUUCAGUUCCAUUAAACUACUUCCUUAUUAACCCAACCUUUUGGACUCUGUCCCGGGUCCUGAAUCUGCUUCUGCAGAGAAGUCAUUUCACCAUCAAAAAAGUAAGAAUUGUUGACUGGUUGAAAUGAUUUUAACCUGCUGUGAAGCUAUAUCUGAAUCUGUGCAUGUCUCACUUUCCCGCUGUGCUUCUUUUAUACCGCACUCUUGUGUUGGCCUUAACCUUGCUCCACGCUCUCCUGUAGUACUGGCUUUGUGUUUAUUGUGCUGAUGCAGAAACACUCCGACUGAUCCUAAAUAUUCCCACCACCCCAGUUCAAGCUUUGCCUCAUGGCUCCUACCAGCCCUACAGUCCU